Molecule: messenger RNA, 2008 nt
Organism: Cuscuta campestris
Lineage: Eukaryota; Viridiplantae; Streptophyta; Magnoliopsida; Solanales; Convolvulaceae
Source: the annotation of a GenBank genome assembly
AGGAUUAAAGAGAGACUCGUGUUUUUUUUUAAUAAUUUCAAUUGAAGAGACUAUUUCCGUUUCAGCAUCUCUCUUCAAUUGCUUCUUUCUCUUCUCUCCUAAUUUCCCAAAAUCAUCAAAAGAAGCAAUUAAAUUGCUAUUUCUUGCUUCUACCUCAGGUGGAACUAAUCAAUAUCUGAUUUCAUGUUUACCCUUUCCUCUUUGUAGGAGGAGAAAGCUGGAAGCUUGUGUCUAGAAUCUUGCUUCUACAGUGACCCAAUAAAAGGGCUGUCUCUACCAGAUUUCAACUGAAUCAAGAAACAGAAUGGGGAUUUCAAGAGUGAUGGUGGUGUUAAUGGUGCUAGUAGUAGUAUCAGGCUCUUCAAUGGUGUUCAGAGUGAGUGGGAUAGGGGCAAAUUGGGGAUCACAGUCGACUCACCGGCUUCCGCCGGAUAUAGUGGUGGGAAUGCUCAAGGAAAAUGGGAUCCAGAAAGUGAAACUAUUUGAUGCAGAUUAUGAUUCAUUGAAAGCAUUGGGCAACUCUAACAUUGAGGUCAUGGUUGGAAUUCCCAAUGAUUUGCUAUUGACAAUGGCUAGCUCUAAGGCUGCCCAGAAAUGGGUUUCUGAAAAUAUUACCAAUCAUAUCAAUGACCACAAAGUUAAUAUCAGGUAUGUUGCUGUUGGAAAUGAGCCUUUUUUGCAAACAUACAACGGCACAUAUCUCCGGAGUACAUUCCCGGCUCUCCAAAGUGUACACUUGGCGCUUGUAAAAGCUGGGCUUGGCAAUAGAGUGAAGGUCACAGUUCCCCUCAAUGCUGAUGUCUAUGACUCCGCUAGCAGCUUACCGUCGGGUGGCGAUUUCAAACAAGAUAUCCAUGACUAUGUUAUUCAAAUCGUGAAGUUCUUGAACGACAACGGUUGCCCGUUCACCGUGAACAUUUACCCUUUCAUAAGCCUCUACAAUGACCCCGGCUUCCCCGUUGACUACGCGUUUUUUGACGGGAACGCAACGCCUCUAAAUGACGCCGGGAUGUUGUACACCAACAUGUUUGACGCAAACCACGACACGUUGGUGUGGGCCCUACAAAAGAACGGGUACCCGAACAUGCCCAUCAUAGUGGGAGAGAUUGGUUGGCCGACGGAUGGAGACCGAAACGCGAACCCGUCUCUUGCGCAAAAGUUCAACCAAGGUUUCAUGGCUCACAUAUCCAACGGGAAGGGGACCCCGAUGAGGUCCGGUCCAAUCAACGCUUACCUCUUCAGCUUGAUCGACGAGGACGCCAAGAGCAUCGCCCCCGGAAACUUCGAGCGCCAUUGGGGUUUGUUUUACUACGACGGGCAACCCAAGUAUGCGCUCAAUCUUGGCACAACCACUUUGGGGUCUUUGGUUCCCGCAAGGGGGGUACAGUAUCUUGAGAAGAAGUGGUGUGUUUUCAAUCCGAGCGCGAGCAUUUACGGGUCCCAGGUUGCCCCCAGUGUGAGCUUCGCUUGUGGGAGUGCUGACUGUACUAGCCUCGGGUACGAGACGUCUUGCGGGGGUUUAAAUGUCCAGGGGAACAUUUCCUAUGCCUUCAACAGCUACUACCAGAUUAACAACCAAAACGACGAAGCUUGCAAGUUCUCGGGCCUCGGGUCGGUCGUGAGGUCCGACCCGUCAACGAUGACUUGCAGGUUCGGGAUUAUGAUCGAACCAUACUUCGGAGGUGCGGAACGUGUUUUGGGGGCUCCAAGAACACUGCAUUGGGUUUUGGGGUUUGCUCUCUCACUUGUCUUGACGAUUUAUUCAUGAGUUACAUUCGAUUUACGUGGUUAAUUUUUGACAUGAACAUGUUCUCAUCAACCUGGUUUAACUUCUUUUUUUGCUAUAAUGACUAUGGAUGAUGAUUGUAACAAGUAGCAUUUGUUGAUUGUAAUUAUUUGAGGCAAACCUUAUUUGCCAAAAUUGCCUGUUUUCACACUCCUUAAGUCUGAUGAUUCUUGAUUUAUUCCCUCCUUUACAGUUGACACUAACCGGCACUGAAAUCCUUGG